CCCAAUGCAUUGGAACACCUAGAGCAAUCGACGGAACAACGCACAUCUGAUAUCGCACGACAAGCCCAUUAAUAGUAUUKUAAUCGUCACACCACAAAAAGUUAUCAAAAAGGAAAGGAUCGAGUAACAAGAAGACCCAGAAUAAAUAGCCUGUCGUUCGAAAGCCGGCUUCGAUUCUGCUUGUCGGAGAAAAAGACAGAAUGUUGUCGUACUUUUCUUCGUCGUCGAAUGGCGCCGAAGAUUCAAACGAUUCGGACUGCGCUGCCAAAACCGAAGAAAUAUCGAGCGAAGUUCUCAGCAGUGAACCGGAUUGUUCCGCAACACMGACGAAAUCUUCUCCGACAGCUGCGUCAUUCGGCGAGGCACACGAUGUCUAUUGUACGAAACACGGGACCCUUCGAGCAUCGAUCCACCAAGUCUUGACCGAGGCCUGCGGCAAAAACGAGGAGAUACCGUGGGCACUGCCAAAACGCAACCAACCGAGUGUUUUGGUGGAAGCGAACGAGGUAGCCGAGUUUCUUCUUUCCAAGCGAGGGAACAACAACGGCGUUGCCGGAACCAAAGCCGCAGCAACAACGCCCCAGAAACAAUCCUUUGCCUCCUCCCUGCUGAUGAGCCCCCUGAAGGUUGUGUCGGCCGUUGCKUCCAUGAUGAGGGAUCCCGACGACGACGUCGACGAGUGGAUYCAAGAAGGCGACGAUGCAUUGCUCGAUGACGGCGACACGGGGAACUCGUCGUCUGGUUCCAGCGCGGCUCUUGCCCUCAACGUCCCGGUAGCCAACCCGGGCGCGACGGAAGCCGCAAUCCGAUGCCUCGAGGACGAGAUCGAAACCCACACGCUGGAGGCACCGUGCGUUAUGGGAUUCUCCGAGUGGAACGCYUGGGCGCGUUCCGCUCUUUCGAAGCACCAAGGAAACAAAGAAUACCAGUUGUCGGCAGACGACAACGACUUUUUGCUUCGGGUCUUGGUCGGUCUCGGCAAGGCCUGUAUCAUUCGGCGGCAGGAUCAGGCACCAAAGGGACUGGAUUUGGUAGUGUUGUCGACUGCAGCUAUGAGUAAGAUCGAUGGCGACAGUGAUGAUUGCGUCCCCGAAAAACUUCGCAUACCGGUAUGUCUCUGGGACAUUCAAAAGGCCGAAGCAAAGAUCGAGAAAAAUCUCCACRAUUGGUCGGACCAAGCGGCGGCGUGCACCAAAAAAGCCCUGCAAUACAAAAAGAAACACCAAACYAAACUAGCGACGAUCCAGCUUGCCAAGAGAAGAGCGAUUCAGCAGCGCAUCGACUCGGAUUCGAGGUUGCAACUCCAAUUGCUGCAAACGAAAAACGCGAUCGAGAGUGCACAGUCCAACAGAUCRAUGGUAGACAUCAUGGCCAGCUCGUCGCGGUUGCUCAAGCAGCUGCGAGAGGAAACGCCUCUCGAAGAAAUCGAUGACACGAUGGACGACUUGCAGUCCGAACUGGACGAUUUACGGGACGUGAACAACACGCUGACGUCGSUCAAUGGCAACACGGCAACCAUGGGAAAGGACGAGGAGGAAGAACUCCUGAGAGAGCUCGAGGGUCUCACCGUCACGUCCGAUCCAGCGGCGUCGACACCCGAAACCAAAGCCACUCCCGAGAAAGARUCCUCGUGUGCGGUUCCGAACGWYGGGACGGGGUUGACGGAAACGCUGCAGACGUCCRCGAUCCGGGAUGCAAUCACAGAGAAAAUUCCUGACCUUGCGUAAACCUCUGAAACACGGUGGUUMGCUUCGUCCGCUUUCGACUAGAGGCAUGCUAUCAUUAACUCCACCGACCCGAACGUCAAAAUAGCUCUUGAUCAUUUCGUAUUUUUC
This is a messenger RNA of Pseudo-nitzschia multistriata, 1835 nucleotides long. The record is from the annotation of a GenBank genome assembly. Lineage: Eukaryota; Bacillariophyta; Bacillariophyceae; Bacillariales; Bacillariaceae.